CCCAAGACUCGAACCAGGUCGGACACAACAGGAAAAAUUCGGGAGACGCAGGUUAGGACCUGACCCGUGGGGGAGAAAACCACCGGAGUGGUUGGGUAUCCAUCGCACUACCGGUGAAGCCCCAUGACCCAGUUUAGAGUAGUUUACCCGGAUGGUCGAAGGAUAUGAAGAGUUUGAGAAUUUCUGGGAAGGACUUAUGGCUUCCAAAAUCUCAGGGAAGGACUUUCCGGCAAAUAUAAAUACUCCCCCCUCCCUCCCUCUCACAGUCUCACCCUAAUCAUCACCGCCUCCCAUUCCACAUUUUUAUUUUAUUUCUUCUCUUUCUUUAAAUACAAAGAAUUGUGGGGGCCAAUUUGCAAUUAUCUUCUAUCUCCUUUUUUUUCCCCUUCAGGAUGACUCUCAUCAUUGAUGACCAGAUUUCCCAGUUCGGAAUUGAGGUUGAGGAAAAGAAGAUCCAUGGAAAUGAAACGGAAUUGGGCUUUGGCGCCGGUUUUUUGGUUCCACAUACUAAUUCUUUCGGCCACAAUUUUCGGGAUUAUGAGGCCGACAGUGAAAGACAAGAAGGGGUGGAGAAUUUCUACAGGAUCAACCACGUCAACCAAACAUAUGAUUUCGUGAAGAGGAUGAGGGAAGAGUACUGGAGAUUGAACAGGAUGGAAAUGAGCAUUUGGGAGUGCUGCGAGCUCCUAAACGACGUCGUCGACGACAGUGAUCCCGACCUGGACGAACCCCAAAUUCAGCACUUGUUACAAACAGCUGAAGCCAUUAGGAAAGAUUACCCUAAUGAAGAUUGGCUCCACUUGACUGCACUCAUCCAUGAUCUUGGGAAGGUUCUUCUCCUACCUAGCUUUGGAGGGCUACCCCAAUGGGCAGUUGUAGGUGACACAUUUCCAGUUGGGUGUGCUUUUGAUGAAUCCAUUGUCCAUCAUAAGUACUUUAAGGAAAACCCGGAUUAUCUCAACUCUGUUUACAAUACAAAGUAUGGGGCUUAUUCAGAGGGCUGUGGCCUCAACAAUGUCAUGAUGUCUUGGGGCCAUGAUGACUACAUGUAUUUGGUUGCACAAGAGAACGGAACGACUCUACCAUCACCCGCCCUCUUCAUUAUCCGAUACCACUCUUUCUAUGCACUACACAAGGCAGGAGCUUACAAACACCUAAUGAAUGAGGAAGAUAAAGAGAAUCUAAAGUGGCUUCUAAUCUUCAACAAGUACGAUCUUUACAGUAAGAGCAAGGAAACAGUUGAUGUCCAAAACGUUAAGCCCUAUUAUCUCUCUUUAAUCGACAAGUAUUUCCCUGCAAAGUUGAGGUGGUGAAAGCCAAGUGUGGGUUAAGGGCUAUGAUGUGUGUUGAAGAGAUUGAGAUAAUGUAUGAUGUGAUGAUCUCACAUGGAAUAAGCAGUGCACAUCUUCAAUGUCAUAUGGGCAGAGUACUUUAGUUGGUUCUUUCAUUGUGUCACAAUAUAUCUACUAUAGUAGUAUGCCAGCAUAAUGUAGUUGUUAUAUGUUUCACUUUCAUAUCAAAUAAAAAGUUUUAUUGCUUUGUCAAUUUAGUGUUUGGCAAAAAAAAAUCCCUUUGGAUCAUUGCCAAGUUAUAUCCAUGUUUUUUUCUGCUUUAGAAAAAAUGACUCAAAAUCAAUGGGCACAACUCUA
Messenger RNA from Cuscuta campestris, 1649 nucleotides. The record is from the annotation of a GenBank genome assembly. NCBI's taxonomy places the organism in Eukaryota, Viridiplantae, Streptophyta, Magnoliopsida, Solanales, Convolvulaceae.